This is a messenger RNA of Trypanosoma theileri, 2064 nucleotides long. RefSeq lists its product as uncharacterized. The transcript has a single exon. NCBI's taxonomy places the organism in Eukaryota, Euglenozoa, Kinetoplastea, Trypanosomatida, Trypanosomatidae. The record is from RefSeq and is a predicted model, not a curated record. Bases 1 to 2064 code for a protein of 687 amino acids.
AUGUGUGAUUUUGACUACGAGAAACUAUUCCGAAAGCGCCAGGACGAAGAUGUCGAUCUCUUCAUGCUCAAUGAAGACAUUCAACGGCAAAUGAAUGCCCUUGACGAUGACGAUGAGGACGACGGCGGUGUGUUGAUCGGCACGGCGGCGGCCUCCGUGUUGAGUCACAGUAGCCACAGCAGUGCGGCCAAUAAUGUGAACUCCACCGCCCCUCCACUCCCAACAUCCGACCUGUUAACAUCCACGACUUCCACCGCAACCAUUACAACCACAACGACGACGAGUACCACAGAUGGGAAUAAGAAUGUCUUCACGGAGAGAGGACAUCGGUUUGGGGUAAAAGAGACCACGGGAAUCAACACUGCUGCUGCUGCUGCGUUAACGCACAAUGGCCAUCCAUUCCCAUCACGACUGACAGAGACGGCAGAUGUCUACAGUUACUCCAGCAGUAACUCCCGUGGACACCCGCAAUUAACACCAAGUGGUUCGCAAACUCCCACGUUCUUUUCAAAUGGGGGCACGUCUCCACACAUUCAGUGCGCCAGUAUUACACCUGUUCCCACCUCACUCGGAAUAACAACAGCACGAGCAAACAUAACAACAACAGCAACAACGGCAGCAGCAGCAACAUCCACAACAACUCCAAUAAGUGACGACACUCACAGUCAACGGUUGAUGACAUCCAUGGCACCGGAGUGUACAUCAAAGCCACUGCCACCAUAUUCACUGCAGGAAACUUGUCCUCCACCGUACGGUUGGAUGAGUGGCGCCCCAUCAAAACUCAUGCAUCCAACAACAACCACAACAGUGGCGGGAGCUCAACUGCUUCGCAAGUCACCACCGCAGUCCACAAGUACCGCUACUUUACCACUGCAGCAGCAGCAGCAGCAACAACAACAGCAGCAGCAACCACUAUCACAACCCCAACAAACGUACACAGUAUACACCUCAAACUCACAUGUGAUAGCACCGAAUGCCAUUCCGUUGGGAAAUAUGCAGACACGUCCAGUGAUGAUGCAGCAGGGACCAGCAGGACCAUUACCUCCUCCUCCUCCACCAACACAACAACAACAACAACAACAACAACUAAUGCCGUGUAGAAAUGGGGUUGCUGGUGGAAGUUCUUUAACUCAAUUGCCACCCCCACCGCCACCGCAUGCAUCGCAGCUCCCUGUGCCUCAGCAAUCACCACAACAGACAUUACCACCACCGCCGCCAACACAACCAACACAGCAACAAGUAACAGGAACGGUUCCGCCAGGAUAUGUGCAGGUGUUGGUGCCAGUUCGAACUGCUGAUGGAUCUACGGGUUAUCAAUUAAUGAUGAUGUCGGCACAGCAGUUAGGUCAAGGCGUAAAUGGGGUAUCUGCUCAAGUGAACCAGCUCUCUGAAGAUCAAUUGAAACAACGACAACAGCAGCAGCAGCAGCAACAGCAACAGCAACAACAACAGCAACAUCAACAACAACAACAGCAGCAGCAGCAGCAACAGCAACAGCAGGCAAUGAUGCAGUACAUGUGGCAACAACAACAACAACAGCAACAACAAUCUCAACAGCAGCCUCAACAGCAAGGUUUGCCUCUUCAGCCACAACCACAGCAGCAGCAGCCGCAGCCGCUUAUGGGAUCACAGUAUGCCAAUAUUGCUGCCUCACCACAACGUUAUGCUAUUCUAGCUUCAAAUGGACAACAACAAUACGUAAUGACCAUGACCUUGGCUGAACUACAACAGCUUCAACAACAACAACAACAACAACAACAACAACAACAGCAGCAGCAGCAGCAGCCACAACAACAACAACAACCAUUCCAAUAUCAGGUUUCUCAGCAACAAGUACUUCAACGCCACGUCCCUCCACCCUCAUUGCAGAUGCAGCAGCCACAGCUCAGACCUUUUCAACAAACCGCCAUGCAGCCACAGCCACAACCGCAGGAACUGCGUCAGCCAAUUCAACCGCCCCAAUCUGCACGACCUGUCUAUCUUUCCGGGCAACAAUUCCAACAAAUGUUCGCUCCUUCUAUGGGUGCACCUUCUGGCAUGCCAGGUGCAUACCGUUUUAACUAG